AUGAACUACAUUCGUGGCGCUGUGAGCGCAAUCAGUGCCCCAUACCAGUACUAUAAAGAUAUCAACCCAUCGACCCUGACUGGGGCCAUCGAUGUCAUCGUUAUUCGUCGCUCACCAUCGCCCACUUUAUCUGCUAGUUCCGGUUCACAAGACAGUGACGUGUAUGCCUGCUCUCCUUUCCAUGUCCGUUUCGGUAAGCUCCAAGUACUCAGGCCUGCUGAAAAGAAGGUGCGCAGUGUUAACGUAUCAGUAAAUGGCUCGCCCAUCCCGUUCAGCAUGAAAAUCGGAGACGCAGGAGAAGCAUUCUUCGUGUUCGAGACGGAAGAAGAUAUCCCAGAAGACCUCGUUACAAGUCCUCUGCUCUCCCCAACCCCAGAAUCAGGCGAACUUCAGGGUGACUUUGAACGUGGAAGGUCUGGAGCUAAGCCGGGUGGGGAACGGAAACAGUCAGAUCUGAGUUUACAGAUGCAGGAGCCCGAGUUUCUCGACUUGAACGCUCUGUCUGGGUUGAAACAUCCCAUUCCAAUGCAUGCAGGCGCGAAACCGAAGCUUGGCUCGAGGAGCGUUCCUCCUACCCCUCCACCAGAGGAACCUUUAGUACAACCAACCGAUGUGCCCGGUCCAGAAGUCCAAUACAAGGCUGAUGUCGCGCUGGAUAUGGCUGGGUAUCAUUCUGCUCAAGCACGCGACGCGUCUUCCUUACGUGUAUCCCGUCAGUAUUCACAAUCUCCAACCCCAACUGCGAUCCCCUUUCCAUCAACUACUCCUCCAGUUGCUUCUCCUCUGAGCAAACACUCCCCAUCACUUUCCACAACCACGUUUCCUGCCCGCCACGUUGUUUCAGAAUCCCAACAAGAUAUCCCGCUUCCUCAGUACUCCUGGGAAUGGGGCGCGUUUCCCCAGCCCUCACCUAUGACGACACAUUUCCCAUCUACCCACCUAUUGCGCAUGGGCAAAGUACCCGCUGUGGAUGAACACGCGCCAUCCAAUUUCGACGCUGAAGAGUUUUUGACGCGUAGUAGAAGUGUCCCGCCUGAGCUCGAAGGCAGUCCGCAUACUAUCCGUUCAUCUCUACCACCUCAAGACGAAGCACAUACUCCUGAAGAUGAACAGGAACACGAAAUCGGACAUGAUCAUCCUCCGCUUCCACUUCCUGAGCACGGAUUCGGUUCGGGUGGUAUUCUUACCACGCACCCAUCUGACUCACGUACGUUCCUUGUUCACAUCGAAGGCCAAGCGCUGUCAUUUGCUCUCUCGCUUGUACCUACAUCAAAGCGCGGGAUGUUCCAUGGGAGCGAUGAAGUGGAAGUCGUUCAUCUAUUUGAGGCGGGGAGAAUCGACUAUAUGCAGCUUGUCUCUGAGGAGGUGGUGAUCGGGGAGGUGAGGACGAGAGUGGUGGAGGACGAGGGGUUGGUGAUUAGGUGGGCGGGCGGGCAGUAUAUCACGAGGGAAGAUGGGAGCCCAUUGAUGGAUGCUUUGAGGUUGUGGGUUGAGAAUGCGCCGAAGGAACCAUCGAGGGCGAUGUCGGAACCUCCGUUGGCCAUUACAGAGGAACGAGACCCAGAUGUGGAUCAGAUGGAGGUAAGGAGUGCCGAUGAGCGAGAACCGGUAUCGAGUGGGGACGAACAAGAGAUGAAGCGUGCGGAUUCUGAACCACCAGACUUGCACCGGAAACCAACGUCAAGUAGUUGGGUUAGGUGGUGGAACCGGAGUCGGGAUAUAACAGAGGCUGAUCGGCCUCCUUUGAGGGUGUCGAAUACAUCUCCAAUGGAAUCUACACUACCGAAACAUGCUCCUCAUACGCCCCAUCAUACGACAUUUCCUCAGUCUGCAUCAGCCCCUCCUGCCACACCCGCUCCAGACAUCAUGGGACCCUUGAGUAAGGUGUUGGAGGCAAAGAUUGCGAGGACACAGAAGAGGUAUGCCAAGACGCUGCGGUUGACCUCUGAUCAACUGAAAUCCCUCAACCUUAAGCCCGGUGCUAAUACUAUCACGUUCUCUUUGUCUAAUUCUACUGUGCCCGCAUGUACAGCGCGGAUAUUUGUAUGGGACUCGACCGAUCUUGUCGUCGUGUCUGAUAUAGAUGGUACAAUCACCAAGUCUGAUGGGCUUGGCCAUGUCUUUGCUAUGAUUGGUCGUGACUGGACGCAUUCCGGCGUUGCUAAACUGUACACUGAUAUCAGGCGUAACGGGUACAAGAUCAUGUACCUCACCUCACGAGCUAUCGGGCAGGCAGAUUCUACGCGCGACUACCUCAAGGGUAUCAAGCAAGAUGACUAUCAACUUCCUGAAGGCCCUGUCAUCAUGAGCCCCGACCGGCUGAUGGCGUCGCUGCACCGCGAGGUGAUCAUGCGGAAGCCCGAAGUAUUUAAGAUGGCAUGCUUGAGGGAUAUCCAGCGUCUUUUCGGUGAGAGCUCGCGCACACCGUUCUAUGCCGGGUUUGGGAACCGGAUAACGGAUGCGUUGUCGUAUCGCAGCGUGAAUGUUCCAAGUGCGAGAAUAUUUACUAUAGAUUCCUCUGGUGAGGUCAAGAUGGAGCUCCUUGAGCUCGCAGGGUAUAAAUCAUCGUAUAUACAUAUGACCGACAUCGUGGAUCAGAUGUUCCCUCCGAUACAUCGGAAAUGGGCAGCGGAGUUCACGGAUUUUAAUUAUUGGAAGAUGCCAGUCCAGGAAUUCGCACUUCCUGACCUUACACCUCCAUCCCCGGCCCUGAGCGCUCGAUCAGAUACGUCUAAUCAGAGUACACUUGCACGGUUACGCAACUUCAGCCUCGUAGGACGGAGACAAUCGCGGGACAUGACGCAGUUUUCACUUCCACCGCCUGCGAUAGCGCGUGAGGGUACACCGAGUCGAACGAUGGGCCUGCGCAGCACCCAUUUGCGGCAGAUGUCCUCUCUCGAACGUCUCAGCGGUAGACUGGCAGCGCUCACACAGUCAUCUUCAUCUAGCGGCGUCGACUCGCGUUCGUCAUCGUCUACGUUCCUAGAUUCUGAUGAUGAGGAUGCAGACGUUGAGGAAGGAAGUAUGCAGAAACGGCGUCCGAGGAGCACGAGUAUGACGAGUAUGCCUGGGUCGUUGGAUGAUGGGCAGUUUGGGGUGGAUGAUAGGGAGGAGGAGGAGGAGGGGUAUGAAUAUGAUGGGGAGGCGGAGGGUGGAGAGAAUGAGGAGGAGGCUGCUGAGGAGGCGUUUGAUGAGGAUUUUCUUGCUACGGGGGAGAUGAAGAAUGUGCCAUUUUUGUAA
Molecule: messenger RNA, 3240 nt
Organism: Suillus subaureus
Lineage: Eukaryota; Fungi; Basidiomycota; Agaricomycetes; Boletales; Suillaceae
Product: Lipin/Ned1/Smp2-domain-containing protein
Exons: 9
Coding region: 1-3240 (1079 amino acids)
Biological process (GO): fatty acid catabolic process; triglyceride biosynthetic process
Cellular component (GO): nucleus
Molecular function (GO): phosphatidate phosphatase activity
Source: RefSeq, a predicted model, not a curated record